ACCAGGGAAAUAUUCAGUAGGAUCAGUAAGGAAAAAGAAGUGAGAGUGAGAAAGGACACACACACACACACAAAAAAAAAACAGAAAACUGUGGAGUACUAAAAAUCAAAGAGUGAGUAACAGAGCAAAACCUUAUGGAACAUUUCUGAGAUGAAGAAAACAAUAGUUCAUUUUAAGGAUAGAUCAAAUAAGUGAACGGGUUAAACUGAACCUAUAGAAGGCUACUAGGCUGAAGCUCAGUUGAGACAAAAAUAGGUAGCGAUUCAAAACAACAAAGCAGAGCCUGGGAAGAGAGGAAUAAGAGAGGUACAAAUACUCUAUCUCCAUCAAGGCAAAGAGAAAGAUUGUGAGAACCAGGUAAAAUAAGGUGUUUGCAGAACCAGCAUUGGAGAGUCGAAGCAGGAACCAGGAAUCAAGACGGCAAAAGGAUCAGAGGAUUUUCCAAAGCACUUUUGUGUGGGGAUGGAAGAGGUACCACUGAGCUAUGAAGAAGCCAUUAAGAGGGCAGGUGAUGCUCUUCAUCGCUUUCCUCUUGUAGAUGUUGAGGGUGUGCCACUCAUGAGCAUCAUUGCCGCCAACUGGAAAUCAAUUUCAGAAUUUUGUCCCGACCCAUCAGACAUGCUCAUCGCUACCUACCCUAAAGCAGGUACAACCUGGACUCAAGAGAUAGUGGAUCUUCUGCUGCACAAUGGAGAUGCUGAAGUGUGCCAGAGAGCACCAACAGCCGUCCGUAUUCCAUUCCUGGAAAUCUGCUCUCCUCCACCCAUACCAUCAGGGCUUGACUUGCUGAAACAGAUGAAACCACCAAGAGUCAUUAAAACUCACCUGCCAAUCCAACUAGUGCCUAAAGGAUUCUGGGAAAAUAAAUGCAAGGUCAUCUAUAUGGCCCGAAACGCUAAGGAUAACAUUGUGAGCUACUUCCACUUUGAUCGAAUGAACUUCACCCAGCCAGAGCCUGGACCUUGGGAUGGAUACAUUCACAAGUUCAUGAAGGGACAAUUGGGCUGGGGAUCUUGGUAUGACCAUGUCAAAGGUUACUGGAGGGAACGAAAGCAAAGGAAUAUCCUCUACAUCCACUAUGAGGACAUGAAAGAGGAUCCUCGUUGGGAAAUCGAGAGAAUCAUGCGCUAUCUGGACCUGUCACUUCCUGAUGAAAUCAUAGAUAGGAUUGUGCAGCUGACAUCAUUCAAAGUCAUGAAGGACAAUCCAAUGGCCAACUACACCUAUAUCCCAAAGCCUGUGUUUGAUCAGUCCAUUUCUGCCUUCAUGAGAAAAGGAGAGGUUGGUGAUUGGGUCAAUCAUUUCACUCCAGCUCAGUCCCAGAUGUUUGAUGAAGACUACACUAACCAAAUGAAAGAUGUGGAUAUUCCUUUCCGCUUUACCAUUUGAGACCUUUUAUCUAUUUGAUAACUUUUAUCCAUCCUUUUAUCCUUAUGAAACCUUUAAUGUUUAUGUAAAAAAAAAAUUACAUGAAUAUUUAGCUAGUCAGAUGUCAAUAAGUGUGAUCAUAUGUUAUUCACCUGAUAUCAUUGACAUGUAUGGCAGAAUUUACAAGAAUGUACUAAAGUAUGUGUGGUAUACUUUUUUUAAUGAACUUCCUGAACAAAUUCAGAUUUACCUUUCAAAGCAAACCAAAACACAAACUCUCUUUAAACACCAAAGAGGCCAAAUCACUGAGACUAACAUUGCACAGUCCCCUAAAAAUGUUAUUCUGUACCAAAUUUUAUCAACUGAUAUAUUUUUACAAUAAUGAAUUAAUUGUGUUCAGUAAAUUAAAAAACUACCAAAAAUGUCUGAUUAAAGGUAAAAAAAAUAAAUAAAAAUAAUUAAUUGCCUGG
This is a messenger RNA of Myxocyprinus asiaticus (Chinese sucker), 1838 nucleotides long. RefSeq names its product sulfotransferase family 1, cytosolic sulfotransferase 6 (gene sult1st6). The record is from RefSeq and is a predicted model, not a curated record. Bases 463 to 1389 code for a protein of 308 amino acids. Gene Ontology annotation, cellular component: cytoplasm. Gene Ontology annotation, molecular function: sulfotransferase activity. NCBI's taxonomy places the organism in Eukaryota, Metazoa, Chordata, Actinopteri, Cypriniformes, Catostomidae. The transcript has 7 exons. Gene Ontology annotation, biological process: sulfation.